This is a messenger RNA of Zootermopsis nevadensis, 3892 nucleotides long. RefSeq names its product trehalase. Gene Ontology annotation, molecular function: alpha,alpha-trehalase activity. The record is from RefSeq and is a predicted model, not a curated record. Gene Ontology annotation, biological process: trehalose catabolic process. NCBI's taxonomy places the organism in Eukaryota, Metazoa, Arthropoda, Insecta, Blattodea, Termopsidae.
GUGAUUCGAUUUUCUUUCCAGAAACUGGGGUAACCCGCAUGGCGUUUGUGAAACUACCAUCAAAGCUUUAUUAAAUAUAUAAAAGAAUCGGAUAUUUAAAAUUAAUAGGCCUAUGACAAACUGAAAAGUCUUGUUAGACUUAACCUCAAUGCAUUCGCUUUUGUAUCAUAGACAACACAACGCAUAGGAGUUCGAACAGGAAUGGCCGUCGUGGUCCUAUGCCAACUGAGUCCACGUUGCAAUGCCCAUGCCUCGAUUCUGAUGCGUGUCCAGUCACGACGGUCCAGUUUGACUCGUUAUUAAGCUAGGCUCUGUUUUCUUUGAUCAGCGACGUCAGAGAAGUCCCAUAUACUGCUAUGGAGAUCUGCUGAAGACGGUGCAGCUGUUUGACAUAUUUAAUGAUUCCAAGACAUUUGUGGACAUGAAGCAGAGGCAGCCGCCGGCGGAAACUCUGCGACUGUUCGAGGACUUCAUGGGACAGACAGGCGGCAAUCCGAAUCGAGAUCAGGUUAUAGAAUUCGUGGAAAAGACAUUCGUUGAAGGGAACGAACUUCGGCCUUGGUCCCCUGGUGACUGGAAGGAGAACCCGGUAGUACUGCAGAAGAUUGCAGACCCUGACCUCAGGGAGUGGGCGAGAGAACUUAAUUUACUGUGGAAGAACCUGAGUCGAAAGAUGUCUGAUGACGUUCACGAGCAUCCAGACGAGUAUUCAAUCAUCUACGUACCAAACGGCUUUGUUAUUCCAGGUGGAAGAUUCAGGGAGUUUUACUACUGGGACACAUAUUGGAUCAUACAAGGCUUGCUACUUUCUGAAAUGUACGACACAACACGGGGAAUCUUGGAGAACUUCCUGUCCAUGGUUGAAAAGUAUGGGUUUGUACCUAACGGAGGACGGGUAUAUUAUGUUGAGCGUUCUCAGCCACCACUCUUUAUACCAAUGGUAGAUAGCUAUGUGACUCAGACUGGUAACAUCACCUUCCUUAAGAACAACAUACACCUGCUGGAAGCAGAGUUCCAGUUCUGGAUGACUAACCGAACUGUGACUGUCAACAUAAAUGGCAAGGAAUACAAACUGGCUCGAUACUAUGCGGCAUCACAAGGUCCACGCCCAGAGUCCUACAGUGAGGACUACCGUCAUGCAGAACAACUUCCAACUGAGGAGGAAAAGGAAGAUUUCUACAUCAAUAUAAAAUCUGCAGCUGAAUCCGGCUGGGACUUUUCUAGUCGAUGGUUCAUUGCCAAUGGUACAAAUGAUGGAAGUCUUCUUGACAUUCACACAGAAGACAUCAUCCCAGUGGACCUGAAUUCUUUUUUGUACUGGGAUGCAACACUUCUUUCAAAAUUCUACCAAACAUUGGGUGAUCUCGAAAAGUCUCAGCAUUAUCAUAAUGUGGCUGAGCAGUGGAAGGCUGCUGUGACUGCUGUUCAUUGGAGUGACAAGCACGGAACCUGGCUAGACUAUGAUAUUCUCAACAAAAAAUCUCGGGAGUACUUCUACCCAUCCAACUUAGCACCACUCUGGACACACUGUUAUGAUGCAGAACUUUCAGAAUUUUAUGCCAGAAAAUCAGUACAAUACAUUGGUGACGAAGCAAUUCGCAGUUACUUAGGGGGAAUACCAACAUCACUUGAAUUGACAACUGAGCAGUGGGACUUCCCAAAUGCAUGGCCGCCUCUGCAGAUAAUUGCUAUCCAGGGUCUUGCAUACACAAAGGACGCAUCUGCUAAAAAUCUGGCUUAUGAACUUGCAAGAAACUGGGUAUAUGCAAAUCAUAAGGGUUAUCUUGAUUCAAAGGAGAUGUUUGAAAAGUAUGAUGCAGAGAAUCCUGGGAAAUACGGAGGUGGAGGAGAGUAUACAGUGCAGUCAGGAUUUGGCUGGACAAAUGGUGUCAUAUUUGAACUGCUGAACACAUAUGGAUUAAGCCUCACUUCAGCCAGGAGUCGCCGCAUACACUACCCCAGGAGAUGACAGCCAAUCAAAAAGAGACUGCACUCCACAAGAAGAUAACUGCUGCCAGAUAUUUUAAUAUUGUCAUAUAUUCACGUGUACUUAAAUAAAUAUCACUGUAAAUAUCAAACACAUCACAUUUCAUUAUACUUCACUGGUGUGAUCUUGUACAAGUUGCACUGUUUGCGUCUAUUCUGUGGUUGUUGUAUCCAAAUCUGGCAAGAUCCUUUGUGACCACACUGAAAUUAACUUUCAUCCGCCCCUGUGAUCGAACCCGUGUCACUGAAAGUGCACACCAGAUCGUCAUCAGAAUUCAUCAAGCAUCAGCUACACCACCUAAUCCACUUUAAAUUUAAGAAUUACAAAUGAAUGUGUACAAUGUGCUGAGAUAUAAGUUGCUUUAUGGAUAGUCAGUGUAAUUUACUACUGGGGAAAAAUAGUUAUGUUGUGCAAACAAUUUGAAGUUUUAAGAAAUGUGUUGAUUGCCAUUGCUCAUCUUUACACAUGAGAAAGUUCCACCUUAACUGAGAACAUUUUGAUGUACAUUAUUAUGGGUGGGCUCCGACUAAGUGUUAGACAAUUUGGACUACACUUUGUAAAAAUCUCCAAACCUGGAUUUUGGGAAGACAGUGUUUUUACAAUCCUGAAGAAGUUGGAAACUGGGACUUCUUAUUAAAAGUUAAAUGCAAAAUAAAAUUUUAAAUCACACUGGCCAGUUGGGGCUGCUGCCACUUAAUUAUUCUUCCUAUGACAUUUCCACUUCAUGUUGGUUGCCUGACUACUUACUUCGGUAGUGAAAAUAAAUGAAAAGGAAUAUUGCUGCAUCAAAACAUGUUUCAGAAACACUGUUAUAAUUCUAUGAGAACAUUCUGUUAAAUAUGUAUCUUUGAUAUGAGAAGCCAUUUUUAAGGGAACAACUGUCAGUUUCUAAGAUGGAGGUACUGACAAGAUUUUCUGAAUUCCUUAAAGGGCAAUAAUGAUAAUACUGUAAGUAUCUGACUUGUAUCAAGUCAAAGUACAAAGCUACAUUUAAACCAAAGUUUAAGUAUAUUCAAGUCAGAAACAUAACACAAUUAUUGUACUGCAAAAUCUUGUUUUGAAACUUUAUAGAGCUGGAUAUCUAACUUUCACUUUUGAACAUGACACCACAUGACAAACACCCUUAUAAUAUACAGGGCAUUUGAAAAGUUGCUGUGCAGUGCCAAUAUUGCCAGGUUGUACAUUACUAUAUCACUGCAACUGCACAGUGACUUUUUGAAUGCACUGUAUUAGAAAUACCUUUGUGUGGCAAUGAAUUAAGUAUACUUAUGCAUAAUAAUCACUAAUUUGACUUGCAUUUGGUGCAUUUUAGGUUUCUUAAAUGUGGAGUGUUUUAACCCAAAAUAUACUUAAUUUGUUUCAAUACUUCCAUGACUAUAAUUUCACCAUUUUGCAGCAGUGAACUGCAUUUUCAAGGAACUUUAUGAAUGUUGCAAUACAGUACACAGAAACAUGAAUGAUUAAAAUCACAUAUCUUUCCAUAUUUAGAAAUUCAUGGCGCUUAAGAAGUCUGCCCAAAACUUUUAAGACUCAUAAGGACAAAUUUAUUGAUACUGAGAGCAUCUUCUUCCUUCAGCUCUGUUUCCAUUUUAUAUGGACCAAUGGACAGGGACUGCAUCAUAUAGUACCUUAUAAAAUGCAGCAAAACCAAAGGUGACAAGUAUUUAUUAAAAUUAUUUAUAGAUUAGAAAGUAUGGAUACAAUACAAAUGUCUUAAGAUUGCUAAAACUCACUAACAAUUGCCAUCUAUCACAAAAAUGCACCACAAGGGACCUAAAGUAUGAAUAUAUAUUAUAAGAAAUAUUUUAAUCUUUAUACACCAAACUGUUUGAAAUACACUGCAUUUACUUUGAGAACAAAUUAUUUUUUCAGACAUCUAUAAAUAAAGAACCACUCAUACCGCUA